Messenger RNA from Parastagonospora nodorum SN15, 525 nucleotides. RefSeq lists its product as hypothetical. Gene Ontology annotation, molecular function: oxidoreductase activity. Bases 1 to 525 code for a protein of 174 amino acids. The record is from RefSeq and is a predicted model, not a curated record. Lineage: Eukaryota; Fungi; Ascomycota; Dothideomycetes; Pleosporales; Phaeosphaeriaceae. The transcript has a single exon.
AUGGGUCCGCUCCAAUCAAUGCUCAGAGUCCCCGGUGGCUUACCAAAGAACCCUCAAGCGAAUGGAUUAGGAUACAACCCACGCUGUCUCUCCCGCGACAUCAGUCUCCAAUCUUCUUACGAGACCCGAGAUGAAGCCGUCUCAGCACUCCUGAAAGGAUACCCGGACAUUGCUCGCUUUCAGCGCGUCUUUCAAGGAGAGUUCUCAGACGGCAGGAUGGGAGUUCACACUGGUGGUCAUUACACCAUGGGAGGCGACGCUGGAUCUGACUUCUAUAACUCGCCGGCGGACCCGGCUUUCUUCCCUCAUCACGGCAUGAUCGAUCGCGUUUGGUGGACGUGGCAGAAUCUGGAUCUCAAGCAAAGGCAGAAUGCGUUAGCUGGCGGAACGAUCAUUGGGGGGCUGGGAGUAAAUGCCACUCUGAACGACACAUUGACCAUGGGAAGCUAUGUUGGCGUGAAGAAUAUCACAAUCCAGGAUGCGAUGAGUACCCUUGCGGGCCCGUUCUGCUACACAUAUCUGUAG